GGUGAUGAGUGCGACUUGAUGGCGGUGUGGUUGUAGUGGCAAUGUUUUCAUUUCGAAAAAUUUCACUGGCCCAAUAUUGCCAACUAGUCUCCGAGUUCAACUUGACCAGAUCGAACGUAACCAUCGAUUUUUGCAUUGCAAUGCCCAACUAAAAUUCCACUAACAGCCCAGCGCGAUAGCAUUUUCUGCUGUCAAACAGACUCAAACAAACAAUAAUACUCAUGCGUAAAUAUAAUAUUAUGUGAAAUUAUUGAGUAUUAAAUGUAAUUAUAAUAAAAAAUUAAAUAUCACAUAAAAAGAAUACUAAAAGUUUAACAUUAAGACGUUUAUAUUUGUAUUUAAAAAGAGAUACGAACAUUUUUUUAAAAUAACCAAGCAUCAACUCAACGAAUCUUAACAUUACAUACGAGUAUUUGUAGUAAUCGAAAAUCCGCAGGAAUACUUACAUAUGUAUUUACAUACAUACAUAUGUACAUAUACAAAUAUUAAGAGUACUCACUUAGUAACUAAAUCAAAACACAAAACGAUCUGGAAUUCGUCGCUAAUACAAUAAAAAUCAAAAAUAAAAAACUACAAGCAUGCAACAAACGCGUUCACAGCAGCGGACAUCUAGUCAUCCCCUCUACUUGCAGGAUGGGCUUAGUCCUAAAAAAACGGCUGUCAUCAUUGUGACCGUAGUAGGUUGCAUUGCAAUACUUUGGCCAAAAGUAUUCUAUCCGAUGAUGUUCGGCGGAACUGCGCCGACGAAAAGCGGCAGUUUGAAGGAUCAACGCGGUCCCGGAGGUUGUUGUGAUGUAGUUGUUGACAGGGAGAAAUUUUUGAAUGAAACUACUACAGAAAUUGGCCCACAAUUGUAUCGCAAACAACUGAACUUAUACACCGGAGAGAUGAGUUUACGGCAGGAGCGUCCGGCACAUUUACAUCCCGAAUCCAUCUAUCAGGCGAUGCGUGAAAGAGGGCGCGCGAUACCUGCAACUACGCCCACAGUGCCAAUUUUGGAACGCAAGGGAUCGCCGAGUAAUCCACCGCCGCGCAUCAUUGAUGGCCGUCCUGGUCCAAUACCCGGUAUGCGUCCACCCAUGGGCGCUGGCUCCAUGCAUCAACCGCAAGGCCGUGGUGGUAACAGCAUGGGCUUCAUAAUGCCACUUUACACCAUUGGCAUCAUAGUCUUCUUCGGUUACACUAUUAUGAAGAUAGUGUUCAAGAGGCCUAUUUCGAAUACGCCUUAUGGACCUACUGCAAGUGACCCUAAUUUUAGGAAGGAAGUAUUUGGUCAAGAAAAUGGCAGACAUGUUGAGGAACUCAAUGGCUCUAAGAUAGGGUGGCGAGAACAUCAAGCAAGGCUGAGAUUGCACGAACACAUCAGCAGUGGUGGCGGUGGUGGGGCUGGUACUGGUGCUGGUGUUGGAGGUGGCAGCGAUCUUUAUAAUGCUAGUUUGGCAACUGCCACCGCAGCUUCCAAUCUUUCAACGCAACUCAAGCAACACAGUCAUGGUAUUCCUGCCUCAUUUGGUGGUAUUGGUGGCGAUGGUGGCAUUCUGGCAGCCGGAUUCAACAAGGAAACCGAACAAUUAAUGGAAAUUGAGAAAUUGCGCAAAAAGCUUGAGGAUACCGAAAAGGCGAUGGCAAAACUAAUCGCUGAAAUGAACUCAGACCAAUACGAAGCUAAGCAGAAAUCAAGCGAAAAUUCAACAUCAAACUUUGGAGACAUUUCCAAUGGGCAUACAAAAUCUGAGCCCGAGCAUGCGCACGAUCACAGCGAAAACACGAACAAAGCCAAAACCGAAGAAAAUGCAUUAGAUAGUGAAACCCAAUCCAGUGUUGCUGGAGAAGAGCAACAGGAGGUGCGAAGUGCAACGAGUAAGCCAGUUGAUGGCGUAGAACCAAAGAAUAGCACACAACAGAAGAAACGGGAUGGCAGUGUCGAUAGAUCAGUGGCGGUUCUUGGAAUGGAGGUAACAGCAAGUUGUGAGGGUGGCAAAAAAUGGACCGGCCGCCCUCCAACGCCUGUUUUCUUUUCACACCCUGAACAUUCCAAAGACGACGACGAAGACCAAAUGCCUGAGCCGCAGUCCAUCUACUUGGAAGGUGCCUUGGCACACGAGUCACAAAUAUUGGUCGCCGAUUCGGAAACAAAAACGGAGGAGGUCUAUGAUACAGAGCUUAACGGCUCGCUGGAAGAACCAGCGGUGGUGCUUAGCAGUAAAAUGACAUUGUCGCUAAUCAAUUUGGAUAUAAAUCACGAAAGUAGCGAUGAUCAAAAGAAACCGGAAGUCGAGAGUCCAUUGGCGGACGAUAUCGAGAUAAUUGGCGAUGAUGAAAAAUAAGAAUAAAAAUCGAAAUCGAUAUAAAUAUCACCAAAAAAAAGCAAUGAAUUCGAAAAAAAUUUGAAAAUUGCAUAAAUUCAUUUGUAAAUCGAUUGCGAUUGCAUGAAAUGCACGAAAAUAAAUCUGUGUCUGAAUUGAGUAGUAUUCAAAAAAGAAUAAAAGAAGUCAUAUUGCAUAUAUUUCUAAAAAUUAUUGCUAACGCGUAUAAUAUUUUGUGUAAGAUCGUAUCGAUUUCAGUUGAUUUUAAGAUUUUAAGUAAAAAUGUGGAGAAACUAAAUUGAAGACCCUACAAUUUUUAAUGUGACUGAAUUAUGUAAAUUUUGUUUUUGGUUUUCAAUGUUUGUCGUACGCAAAUUAACAUAAAAUAAACCAACAUCUGACAAGGAAACAACUAAAAUUUGGAUACGCUUAAGAGUUAAGAAAAUGAAAAUUACGAACUUGUACUUCCGUUGUAUGGAAAAACUGUUGUCAAUAAUCCUAACAUCCUAACAUCACUCUCUGUUGUUUUAAAUAUUGAAUGUAGGUGCAUUUUUCUUUUUGGAACUUUGUUUUGUGAUUCGUUGGAGUCAUUUUGUUCUUCUGUUAUUCAUAAAUUUUAUGAAUUUGCUCGGGUGUAUGCUCAAAAUAAUUUGUAUGCCAAAUACUAUCACUAAAUAAGAUCCCACUUCCAAAUUUAUACCAUUAACCACACACAAAAAAAAAACAAAAACAAAAUUUUAAACAUCAAACAAAUACUCUAUAAAUUUGAAGUAGACAUAGUGUAAUACUUUAAGAUAAUAAUACCUGUUUUUUCUUUGCAAAAAUAAGUUCCAAUCCUAUGGAAUAUCCAAUGGAAUAACUAAUAAAUCUAGUCUUCAUCACAAAAUAAAAAUUAUUUGUCGCAAUCAUAGUUUCUAACAUUUGCCAACAAUUUUAUAGAAAGUAAUAGUAUUUAUCUCGAAAUAUAAUUUUUUUUGCAAACCAUUUAAUAUAAAUAUGUAUGUAUUAACUACGAGUAAAUUGUCGUGUUUUCAAUAUGUUUAUAAAAUACCCAAACUGUGUGAGAUUUGGAAAGGUUGGGGUUCAAAAGCCAAAUAAAAUAGAAUCAGUAAGCUCAAA
Anastrepha obliqua is the source of this 3425-nucleotide messenger RNA. RefSeq lists its product as uncharacterized. Gene Ontology annotation, biological process: protein localization to cell surface; synaptic transmission, cholinergic. NCBI's taxonomy places the organism in Eukaryota, Metazoa, Arthropoda, Insecta, Diptera, Tephritidae. The record is from RefSeq and is a predicted model, not a curated record. Bases 579 to 2327 code for a protein of 582 amino acids. Gene Ontology annotation, cellular component: intracellular membrane-bounded organelle; neuronal cell body; neuron projection. The transcript has 12 exons.